UGCUGCCAUCUACUGCAACCAAGAAAGUACAGAAACCAGACAUUAUUGUGUUCCUAAGAUGCUCGAUAAUGUCAGGCGGAAUCUGGGAGAUGAAGGAGACUGGAUUUUAUUGGCCCAGGACAGGGUCCGGUGGAGGGCUUUGGUUAAUUCGGUGAUGAACCUUCGGGUUCGGUAAGCCAUCAAGUUAGUUCCUCGGCUUGCGCGCGGGUCUCAGCAUGUAUAUUGCGGAGAGCGAGUGGGCGGUCGAACAAGAGGUUUCUUGUCACGCGGGUGCCUUUCCGUUACCGCCGUGCUCCAUGUUUUGUCCUUCCGCCUGAGUACGUGUCCAGGCCAACGGUGUUUCGUCUUCGAGAUAUGUACGAGUGACUCUUUGACUCCCGACUUUUUCAGAAUGUCAUGAGUUGUGAAAAUUGUGGGCCUUUGGUGAGGCUCCGCGUCUCACAGUUCCAAAGCAAAGAGCUAAUGACAUGAACAAUCCAUGGUACUGUGUGAUCGUCUAUAUAUAAAGUCGACUAAAUUAGAGGUGUGCAGAAUUAAAAUGUAACUUUUUUAUUAGUUAAUGGUCCAGGUAGCAAUAUAUCAUUCAGGAGAAUUGGAGUAGUGAAAGCAAAAUAUAUUGCCCGAUCUGAUUUUCGUAACAAAUAGCACGGAUACGCUGUGAAAACUUUUACUUCGUCCUUUAUUGUUAAGCCAUCGGUUUUAUCUUCUGUAUGACUUUAAUUUCUCGUGUAUUACUAACGAAAAAUGGGAUGCCUUUUUCACAAAGGGAGACAGAAUUCGAAUGUUACUAAGAAAGGAGAAGUGAAAUUAGAAGGAUAUUCAUGGGAUAAAAGGAAAACUGUGAAUUUGAAAGACUACAUCAUAGAAAGCAUUGAAGAUGGUGAAGUUUUGAAAAUGCCAGGUGCAGUAAACGGCCAACAGUUUGUCAUUCAGAACUGCAAAAACACUAGUAUAUUUGUAUUUGACCAUGCAAAUACAGUUACAGUUGAUGAUUGCAUUAACUGUAAGAUUAUAUUGGCAGCAGUGAAGGGCAGCAUAUUUCUGCGAGAUUGCAAGGAAUGUUUGUGUGUAGUAGCAUGUGGACAGUUUAGGGCACGAGACUGCAGAAAGGUGGAUAUCUUCUUAUGUUGCACCACUCAGCCAAUAAUAGAGUCCUCUAGCAGUAUUCACUUUGGUUGCUACCAGUUGUUUUACAAUGAGUUGGAAGAACAUUUUCAGCAAGCAGGAUUAAGCGUGUUUAACAAUAACUGGAGCAGCAUCCAUGAUUUCACUCCCAUUGAGGGAGAACACAACUGGUGUCUAUUCCCAGAUACGAUAAAAAUACAAGAUUAUGUUUCCCUGCCUGCUUCACAAGAAUUACAGAGAUUGAGUGCAUCAUUGCUGGCAGAGAGGAGUGUUGUGCCUCACACGUGGGGCCUGCACAAAACACCUAGUGGAGAAUCGUGCUUAGUGGCUUUCUUUUCUGAUGGCCAGCAAGUGCAGCGAGCGAAGGCCUUUAUUAAUGCACUCAAGAUUGAAAAUCCGUAUUGUCUUCUGCUUUUGAGCAAGGAGGCUCGUAUGCAGGGGGUUGAUGCCGAGCACGUCUUUCGAACAGACUCUUACAACGCAGCAGUACAACGAGGUCUGGUGGUCGGUUUGCAUUACAGUGGCCCCAACUGUAUCCAUUCAUGUCAGAAAGUGGCUGUUAGUAUAGCAACAGCUACAGGAUCAACUGGGCUAGUGUAUGUGAGUACGAAUCCUAAAAUUUCUCAAAAACAGGUCGACAGUUUCUUCAAUUUUGCAAACAUGCAAUUGAUUGCUUAAAAUUAUUAUUGUUUUGUGUGAGUCUGUGAUUGUAACUUAUUUGCUGUGUGUAAGAGAACAUACCUAAUUCCUUACAUUUUAUAAUCUUUUACUAUAACACAAAAGAAAAUGCCAUGUUACAAGAGCCUACUGUAAGAAUAUUCUGCAAGAGGGAGUUUGUGAGGCAAAGUAUGUAUGUAAGAACACAUAUUGCCAAGUAUUUGUUCUUUUUAUAUGGUUAGAAUAAUAAUAGUAUAAGUUAUUAAGAAAUUAAUAGUAUAAGUCACUAUUUAGCUACAGCCUAAGAAACAGAUGCAAGUGUCAUGAUUUUGUCUGUAUUAUGUUGAGAAGUAAUUAUGGACUACAUUGUAAACAGUAUGCCAAGUAUAAUUUUUGCAUAGUUGGUAA
Messenger RNA from Zootermopsis nevadensis, 2190 nucleotides. RefSeq names its product protein XRP2. NCBI's taxonomy places the organism in Eukaryota, Metazoa, Arthropoda, Insecta, Blattodea, Termopsidae. Gene Ontology annotation, molecular function: GTPase activator activity. Gene Ontology annotation, cellular component: cilium; periciliary membrane compartment. Gene Ontology annotation, biological process: post-Golgi vesicle-mediated transport. The record is from RefSeq and is a predicted model, not a curated record.